AUGUCCACGGACAACACGUUUUCGCCGUUUCGGAUCUCCCGAUCGGACGGAGAGAGACUCGACCGCAAUGAGGCUUUCAAGGCUGUUCGAGAGCAUCUAAAGCGCCAGGAGAUGGGAAUGGACGCUCCCAGCUUUUGUGCCUUCCACCGUCACUCGUGCUCCGAGGAUGAGCAGGAAACCUUCCGCCUGCACCGCGACAUCAUCCACACCAUUCUCCUCCCCUUGUUUCUACUCCACAACCAAGCUUCGCGUGUCGCCGCCAACGUGCUACCCAGUCACCGAGGAACAGAGCCCGAGCGCGCCUUCCGCGGAGAAGCCCGAAGUGCCUACGCCUGGCUGCACUGUAUCCUUCGCGAGGAGCAUGACUGGUACAUGACUGAACGAUGCCCCGCCUGUAUCGCGUUGCACGUCCUGCAUUCGGAGCCCACGAUCCGGUUCGUUGCGGUGGCUUGUCUCCUGUCGGACCAUCUGCAGGGCCUAGACCUUCUCAACGCCAAGCGACGGUUGCCUAGCUUCGACUUCUGGUUCGAGGCCCUGGAAUCUGCCGUGCGCGAGGAUCCGUUCUGGGGCGACGACUUCUGGCCGGAUAUCGAGUACCGCGCCUGUGCGCUGACCGACGGCGUGAAGCAGCUGGUGCUGCAGUGCCUGGAGCUCCGCACCGCCCUGGACCGCAAGUCGCUCCAGUCCCAGACCUUGUACAACGCGAGCGUGCAUUACUCCUCGCGCCAGCAGCACCUGCACCCCGUCGCGGUGAAGGUCUCCAGCUGUGCGCAGAAGCACUCGGUGAUGACCACCGAAGAACAGCGACGGUUUUCCAAAAUCUCGGUCAACCGCUGCAUGCAAUCAUAUUGGAGUGACCGUCCCCAACGGUUCCAUGCCCGCCGACAUGGCGAUCCCCGCCGAAGAUCCGUCACCUCUUAA
Aspergillus steynii IBT 23096 is the source of this 921-nucleotide messenger RNA. RefSeq lists its product as uncharacterized. Bases 1 to 921 code for a protein of 306 amino acids. The transcript is spliced from 2 exons. The record is from RefSeq and is a predicted model, not a curated record. Lineage: Eukaryota; Fungi; Ascomycota; Eurotiomycetes; Eurotiales; Aspergillaceae.